GAAAACGGUAGCAGAGACAAAGCUCAAACCACUUUGUAUUUUUAUAUAUACAUGUAUAUAUAAAACCUUACUUUUAAUCCUUACACUCACUCACUCUCUCUCUCUCUCACCGACCACUUUCUGUUUCUAAUUUCUUACAACCAUAACACUCUGUUUUAUAAAAACCCAGCUUUUGUUGUUGUUCAGAGUCUUCCAACCGUCACCUUCUGUGUUGUUCAUAAAAAGCUUUAAAGCUUAAAAAGAAACUGCUUCUUCUUCUUCUGGUGGUUGUGGUUUUCUUUUUGGGAAUAGAAAAAUUACAGAAAAAGAGAGUUGGGUUCUUUUGGUUUAGGCAUUUUGGUGACCGAGUUUUGUUAAGCUGGUUGACUCAGGCAAGAAUCAUUUUUAAUGGAGUUGGAGCAGUGAGUUUUUUCUUUUUGUUUUUUGUUUAUUAUUAUUAUUUUUUGGGAUAGUUUGAGUUGGAGUUGGCGUUGGAUUUGGUUGGUGAAAAUGGGUGAAACAGAGAAAAGUUCGGUGCUCAAGAAAAUGCUAAAGAGUCUCUGUGUCAGUAAUGGUUGGUCUUAUGGGGUUCUCUGGCGCUUUGAUCAAAGAAAUUCCAUGUUGUUGACCAUGGAAGAUGCCUACUAUGAGGAGCAAGUGAAGGCAGUGAUUGACAGUAUGCUUUUACAAGUCCACAUUCUUGGAGAAGGAAUUGUUGGCCAAACUGCUUUCAAUGGGAAGCACCAGUGGAUGUGUUCGGAUGAUAGUGAUGGAGAAUGGAAUUCCUUCAGAUCUAUUGCAAGUCAAGAUGUAUUCCAGGGUGAUCCAGAGUUUCACUGUCAAUUUUCCUCUGGGAUAAAGACAAUUGCAGUAAUCCCUGUUGAACCUUAUGGAGUCGUAGAGUUUGGAUCCACCGAGAAGAUAUUGGAGAGGUCGGAAAUUUUGGAUCAAACAAAAAGGUUAUUUCAGGAUAUGCAAAAUCCUGAUGUGCUUAUCCCAUCAGAGAAUGUGCAUUCAUCAGAAAAAAGCGAAAGUUACGAUCUAAAUGGGUUAUUUGCAUCCUUAAUUUCUGGGAACUUGAAUAGUGAGGAUGUCACUCCCGUCUCUAUUGACAACUCCAAAGAGCCGAGCGAAAACAAUUUUACUGCAAUGAAGUUUAGUCAGUUCUCCCCUUGCAUAUCUGAUAUUCACAAUGGAAGCAUGCCAUUUUCACACACAGAUGCGUCUAAUGUUGAUGGCCAUUUGCAAAAUGCUGGAAUGGGAAGUCAUAUCUUGUUAUCUGAUAAGCCUUCUACUCGGUUCGACCAGGUGUUUCAACGAUCUACCACUCCUGUGAAAAAUGACUUUGCAGAUAAAGCCCCUUGCAUUAGUGCAUUGUCAUGUGAGCAUUCUGUUUUGACUUCAAUCAACCCCCAGUUUGCAUCUGAAUCGAGGGGUCAAGGUUCUGCAGAUGCAGUUCUUUCAAGGGGAAAUUCCCUUGAAUCUUGCAGAAAUAAAGGACAUAAUAUUCAGAGCAACCCAACCUUUGCUUCUUUAUACGGUGCAGGAGAAUUGACUGACUUAGAAAAGCAUUUUAAUGGCAACUCUGGAAACCUGAUGGACAACCAACAACCUAUGUCCUCAAUUUAUGCAGCUGGAGGUGAGAUUCCGGAAAAAGAAAGUAGUCUACACAGGUUUCCCAAAGAGUUGGCUGAAGAAUUUAAGCCCACUGAUUUAACAACAGAUCUUUUUAAUUUUUACCUGACUGAUGAUCUUUCCCAGUUGUUUACUUCCUUACCAGAUCAAAGUAUCAAUGCAAUGGCAAAAGCAUUGAGUGAUGAUUUCUCACAACUUAUUGAAACUACUUCAGCAUCAUGUAGUCUUGUUGGAGGUGAUGUUUUCGCUGAUGUUCCAAUUGAACAUCCAGCUAAUUUUGUGCAUGGUUCCAUCGCCAAUACUUUCAAUGCUGGAGGACAAGAGAAAUCUGGUAUUGUUCAGUGUGUUGAAAGAGAUCUUUUUGAUAGUUUGAGACCAGGUAUUGGGUGUGGUCAAGUUGGGAAGUGUUGGGAAGAUACUAUGAUGCCAAUAUCGAGCGGUGGUAACUCAUCUAGUUCCACUCUGUCCAAAUGCAUCUCAGAGUUGGAUGCUAGAUCUAUGUCCAGCUCCAAAAAAGGACUAUUCUCAGAAUUAGAACUUGAAAAACUAUUGGCUGCUGCAAGUACUUCUUGUUCUGCAACUAAUUCCAACCUGGAGGAUCAAUCAUCCUCCACUAAAAGACGAAGAAUAGAAAGUUCAACUCUGAACUGCAAUGAAGCUCAGUUGGCAAGGUUUACUGGCUCUAGCGGGAGCAUUAGUUCGAUGAAUUAUAACCUGGACAAGUUGAACAAUCUUGUUGCCAAGAAAGAAGUUAUCCCGAAAUCACAGGUUGGUUUGUGGAUUGAUGAUAGCUACAGCAUCACUGCAGGAAGUGCUGUUCUAUCAAAAACACAGAAGCCUGAGGAACAGACAAAGACCACCAGGAAAAGGGCAAGGCCUGGUGAGAGUACUCGACCAAGGCCCAAGGAUCGUCAGCAGAUCCAAGACCGCAUCAAAGAGUUGAGAGGGAUCAUCCCUAACGGGGGCAAGUGUAGCAUCGAUUCUCUGUUGGAUCGCACCAUCAAAUACAUGCUUUUCUUGCAAAGUGUCACCAAAAAUGCAGAUAAGCUUAAACAAGCCGAUGAACCAAAGCUGAUUAGCCAGGAGAACGGUGUGGUUCUCAAAGAUCAAGGCACUGCCUGUGGUAGUGGUGGUGGUGGCGGAGUCACGUGGGCAUUUGAAGUUGGUGGUCAAACAAUGGUUUGUCCAAUUAUAGUUGAGGACCUCAACCCCCCAGGCCAAAUGCUUAUUGAGAUGCUUUGUGAGGAACAGGGCUUCUUUCUUGAGAUAGCAGACAUAAUCAGGGGCUUUGGCCUAAAUAUCUUGAAGGGAAGGAUGGAAGUUAGAGAGAAUAAGAUAUGGGCACGCUUUAUUGUCGAGGCAAACAGACAUGUAACGAGGAUAGAUAUAUUUUGGUCACUUGUCCGGCUUCUACAGCAAACAACAACCAGUGGUAUUGAUUCAACUAAUAAUCAGCCAAGUAAUGCUAUAGAUGGUGGACUCCAUUUAAUGGAUAGUUACCAGAAACCAGCCUUACCACCUCCUAUCAGCUUGACAGGAACACUCCGCUGACAGUGCAUGAACGAGGAGGGUUCGAGGGGAUAAUAUACCUUGAGCAUUCACCUUGGAGUGCCUGCCAUGAUGGGUAUUUUGAGAUGGAAGAACUAGAAACAAAGAGGGAAGAAAAAUAGUUCUCCAUUACCAUAUUUACUAACUUUUGGAAAGUGAAGAAUGAAAUUGUGCAUACUGCUUGUAGUGUAGGACAUACUUUCAAAAAACAAGGCAGGUGGUCAUUUUGAUCCUCUUUUAGUUUCUUCUCAAUAGGAUGCGAACUACUUUUUAUC
Ziziphus jujuba (common jujube) is the source of this 3437-nucleotide messenger RNA. Its product is annotated as transcription factor bHLH157. Gene Ontology annotation, molecular function: protein dimerization activity; DNA-binding transcription factor activity. The transcript is spliced from 10 exons. The record is from RefSeq and is a predicted model, not a curated record. Bases 490 to 3165 code for a protein of 891 amino acids. Gene Ontology annotation, biological process: regulation of DNA-templated transcription. Lineage: Eukaryota; Viridiplantae; Streptophyta; Magnoliopsida; Rosales; Rhamnaceae.